AUGGCGGAGUUCGUGGAGAUGGAGGAGAUCGAUGCCGUGCGGAUGGUGUGGAACGUGUGGCCGCACAGCCGGCUGGAGGCUGCCAAGUGCGUCAUUCCCUUUGGCGUGAUGUACACCCCUGCCAAGGCGACUCGAGGCCUGCAGGCCAUCGAGUACGACCCGGUGCAGUGCCGGGGGUGCGGCGCGGUGCUCAACCCCUAUGCGGCGGUGGACUUUGCCAGCCGGCAGUGGGGCUGCCCCUUCUGCCUGACGCGCAGCCCCUUCCCGCCCCACUACGCUGGCAUCUCCGAGACGGUGCUGCCCGCGGAGCUCUUCCCCAGUGCCACCACCGUGGAGUAUGCCACGGCGCGCCACGCCCCCCCCACGCCGCCCACCUACCUGAUCCUGCUGGACACCUCGGUGCCCGAGGACGAGCUGGCGGCGGCCAAGUCGGCGCUGCAGCAGGCGCUGUCCCUCAUCCCCGACCACGCCCAGGUGGGGCUCAUCACCUUUGGCACCCACGUGCACGUGCACGAGCUGGGCCACGCCGAGUGCCCAAAGGACCUGGCCAAGGACGCGGCGCCGCUGUCCGCGCCCGCGCGCCGCUUCUACGACGGCGUCGCCGCGCAGCUGGUGGCAGCGGGCCACGCGCUGGACGUGUACGCCUGCUCCCUGGACCAGGUGGGCCUGUACGAGAUGAAGGCCGCGGUGGAGCUGACCGGCGGGCUCACCGUGCAGACCGACUCCUUCGCCAACCCCGUGUUCCGCGAGGCCCUGCGCCGCGCCUUUGCGCCGCCGGGCGAGCCGGGGCACCUGGGCCUGGGUUCCAACGCCACCCUGGAGGUGCGCUGCUCCAAGGACAUCAAGGUGUGCGGGCUGCUGGGCCCUGCGGCCGCGGUGCCGGGCGACCGCAAGUCGCCCUGGCUCUCCGACACCCAGGUGGGCCAGGGCGGGGCCACCGCCUGGCGCACCUCCACCCUGGCCGCCGGGACCACGGUCGCCGUGGUGUACGACAUCGUGGCGCCGCACGGCGCCGCGGGCGACGCCGGGUCGCCCCAGCUCUUCCUCCAGUUCAUCACGCGGUACACGCACGAGUGCGGAGCGCCACGCACGCGCGUGACCACCGUCAGCCGCCGCUGGACCGAUGGCGCCAACGUGGGGGAGCUCAUGCAGGGCUUCGACCAGGAGGCCGCCGCCGUGCUGCUGGCGCGCCUGGCAGCCCACAAGAUGGAGGCCGAGGACGACUUCGACGUCACGCGCUGGCUGGACCGGUCCCUCAUCCGCCUAUGCGCGCGCUUCGGCGACUACAGGAAGGACGAGCCGGAUUCAUUCCAGCUGCGCCCGCAGCUGGCCUACUUCCCGCAGUUCGUCUUCAACUUCCGGCGCUCCCAGUUCUGCCAGGUGUUCGGAAACAGCCCCGACGAGACCGCCUUUGCGCGCCUGGCGCUGCAGCGCGAGACCGUGGGCGAGGGCGUGACCAUGCUGCAGCCCCUGCUCUACUCCUACGCCAUGGGCGCCGCGCCGGAGCCAGUGCUGCUGGACGUCUCCUCCAUCGCCCCCGACCGGGUGCUCCUGCUGGACGCCUACUUCUACGUCGUCGUCUUCCACGGCACCACCGUGGCACAGUGGCGCAAGGCGGGGUACGCCGAGCAGCCCGAGUAUGCCGCCUUCAAGGCGCUGCUGGAGGCCCCAGCAGCGGAGGCAGAAGCCAUCAUAGCGCGCCGCUUCCCGGUGCCGCGGCUCACCGUCUGCGACCAGAACGGCUCCCAGGCGCGCUUCCUGCUGGCCAAGCUGAACCCCAGCGCGACCUACCAGUCCAGCGCUGCGCUGUCCAGCGAGGUCAUCAUGACCGACGACGUAUCGCUGUCAGUGUUCACGGAGCACCUGAAGAAGCUGGCGGUGCAGAGCUGA
Messenger RNA from Auxenochlorella protothecoides, 1890 nucleotides. RefSeq names its product Protein transport protein SEC23. Lineage: Eukaryota; Viridiplantae; Chlorophyta; Trebouxiophyceae; Chlorellales; Chlorellaceae. The transcript is spliced from 5 exons. Gene Ontology annotation, cellular component: endoplasmic reticulum exit site; COPII vesicle coat. Gene Ontology annotation, molecular function: zinc ion binding; GTPase activator activity. Gene Ontology annotation, biological process: endoplasmic reticulum to Golgi vesicle-mediated transport; COPII-coated vesicle cargo loading; intracellular protein transport. The coding region runs from base 1 to 1890 and encodes 629 amino acids. The record is from RefSeq and is a predicted model, not a curated record.